CUCUUAGUAACACUCCCGCUUGACUGACUCACGACUGAGUCAGAUUGCAAACAAGUAGUACAAGAACGCCCGUAGCGGAAGGGUAGAUGGCAGAACGUGCAAACCCAUCAUCAUGACCACUGCGGCCGAUAGUGAUCCCGAGAAACUCUGGCUGGAGACUCCGCUCAUCCACUCACCGCACAUCUCUGCUCGUCUCAAUUGUAAUGUGUAUCUGAAGCUUGAGCACUUUCAGCCUGGGCAGUCCUUCAAGUCGCGCGGGAUAUCAUACUUCAUCUUGCACGCGCGUCGCCAACGCGGACCUGAUGUUCAUGUCAUUAUUGCCUCCUCAGGGAAUGCCGGCCUCGCUGCAGCGUGCGCGUCCAAGGCACUACGCCUUCGGUGUACUGUCUUCCUUCCAGAGGGUGUCGACGCAUCCACCGUAGAGUUCAUGAAACGAGAAGGCGCAGAGAUCGUCACGGCAGGCAAGAUCUACCUCGACGCCUCUAGAGCAGCAGAGCAGGCUGUAGCGGCCGACUCAAACGCUGUCAUGGUACCUGCAUACAACGAGCCUCUCCUCUGGGAAGGCCAUAGCUCGAUGAUCGCAGAGCUCACCCGACAGCUACCCAACAAAGCCAAGCCGGACGCCAUCUUCUGCAGCGUCGGCGGCGCCGGUCUCUGUGGCGGAGUUAUGCUCGGCUGCAAGUCGGUCGGAUGGGAUGACGUUCCUGUCGUCGCUCUCGAGACCACGGGAUCGAGCUGUUUCUACCAGUCACUCGCUCUCAACCCUGGUGCGUUCUCCACCACAACUGAGCCCGCGAAGGGUGUCCGACCUGUGCAUUGCGACAAGUACGACGUGACCGUUGCGCACCUUCCCACUCUCACUUCACGCGCGACGUCGCUAGGUGCGAGCUCGCCUGCUUCGGGGUCCGUGCGCAUGGCGCUUGACAGAAAGGGCGGCAUAAAGAGUGUCUGCGUAGACGACGAACUAGCUAUGCAAGCUGGACUACUCUUUGCCAACGAACACAAGAUACUCGCGGAGCUCGCCUGCUCGACCACGCUCGUACCGGCGUACUCCCGCGAGCUGUUCAACAAACUUGUACCACCGUCCACGUCUGGGGAUCCGCGAACCGUCGUCUUCGUUGUGUGCGGAGGGUUCAAGAUCUCGGUCAUGGAAUUCGACGAGUAUCGGACCAUCGUAGAGAGCAAGUUGAAGAGACAGACACACUGGGAGGUUUUGUGUAAUGGUGAGCAGUGGAAGAUUGCCGUGUGAGCACUGGGUU
This is a messenger RNA of Fomitopsis serialis, 1259 nucleotides long. Its product is annotated as tryptophan synthase beta subunit-like PLP-dependent enzyme. NCBI's taxonomy places the organism in Eukaryota, Fungi, Basidiomycota, Agaricomycetes, Polyporales, Fomitopsidaceae. Gene Ontology annotation, molecular function: pyridoxal phosphate binding; L-serine ammonia-lyase activity; threonine deaminase activity. The record is from RefSeq and is a predicted model, not a curated record. The transcript has 5 exons. Bases 113 to 1249 code for a protein of 378 amino acids. Gene Ontology annotation, biological process: L-serine catabolic process; L-threonine catabolic process.